Molecule: messenger RNA, 404 nt
Organism: Orussus abietinus
Lineage: Eukaryota; Metazoa; Arthropoda; Insecta; Hymenoptera; Orussidae
Gene: SNRPG
Product: probable small nuclear ribonucleoprotein G
Exons: 4
Coding region: 100-330 (76 amino acids)
Biological process (GO): spliceosomal snRNP assembly; mRNA splicing, via spliceosome
Cellular component (GO): U1 snRNP; U2 snRNP; P granule
Molecular function (GO): RNA binding
Source: RefSeq, a predicted model, not a curated record
CCCAACUUAUCUCUGUAAGAAUACGUUAGCCGGAUUUAAUUUCGGAUUUGCCAGUAGUGUAUAUUGUUUGUCGACUUUUACAAAUACAGAACUUUUAAAAUGAGCAAAGCACAUCCGCCAGAACUUAAAAAGUAUAUGGACAAGAAGCUGUCAUUGAAACUUAAUGGUGGAAGACAUGUAAUAGGGAUCCUACGAGGGUUUGAUCCAUUUAUGAACAUGGUAAUAGAUGAAACAGUUGAAGAAUGCAAGAAUGGAGUGAAACAGAACAUUGGAAUGGUGGUAAUCCGAGGGAACAGUGUCAUCAUGCUUGAAGCGCUAGAUAGAAUAUAAUCUUUUACCAUGAUCCUACUAACGUAACUUUAAUUUAAGGUGUCAAUAAAAUCAUUUUUUAUAAUUUAGGUGAA